Aplysia californica (California sea hare) is the source of this 4382-nucleotide messenger RNA. Its product is annotated as heparan-sulfate 6-O-sulfotransferase 2. The record is from RefSeq and is a predicted model, not a curated record. NCBI's taxonomy places the organism in Eukaryota, Metazoa, Mollusca, Gastropoda, Aplysiida, Aplysiidae. Gene Ontology annotation, molecular function: heparan sulfate 6-sulfotransferase activity. Gene Ontology annotation, cellular component: membrane. Bases 205 to 1518 code for a protein of 437 amino acids. The transcript has 3 exons.
GAUACUUCAAUUCCUAAUUCCAGUACUCGAGAUGCUCAGGGCUCAGUCAUCUCUGUAGUCUGUAUCGUUAGUCACUAUACUACCCUUUGUAAACAUGUUUUUAUGAUGUUUCCGUUUAGAUCUAGUCUUCUGGAUUGCAUUGUUUCGGAUAGAAUCCAGUGGAAUGUCGGCCUCCUGAAUUCCAAAGUGUAAAAAUCUUGCAAGAUGUCCACCAAGUUUCGGAAUAUUCUUAUUGGUUUAACAUUGAUGGUGCUUGUUUUUUGUCUUCUUUCCGUUUAUACGUGCUCCGGUUCAUCAUGUUUUGGAAUGACGAGCCCGACCGCUGCUCCCUUCAAAAACGAUUUUGAUGCUUAUUUACAAGGGAAACUUCUGAAGCACAGUUUUAGUCAAAGUUCUUUAGAUAGGUCUCGACAUGUUAAUCUUGAAGCUGACGACGUGUUAGUUUAUUUACACAUUCAGAAGACAGGGGGAGCGACAUUCGGUCGACACCUCGUUCAUAAUCUUGAUGUCCAACCCCCUUGUGAAUGUGAACCUGGUGUGAAAAAGUGCGAAUGUUUCACCAGAAAUAACAGGGUUUGGCUCUUCAGCCGCCACUCGACGGGAUGGAUGUGUGGCGUUCACGCUGACUGGACCGAACUUCAUGACUGUGUUGACGAAUGGUUUCAAGAGAAUGAUGUCAAGUCCAGAAAGAACAGAAGGUACCACUAUAUCACAUUUCUGCGUGAUCCACUCCCACGGUUUUUGAGCGAGUGGCAACAUGUUAGACGCGGCGCCACAUGGAAAGCGGCUCGCUUACAUUGCAAUGGGCACGAGGCCACGCUAGAGGAAGUGCCCUUCUGUUAUACAGGGGAGGACUGGACCGAUGUGACUUUUGAGGAAUUCAUUUCUUGCAAGCACAACUUGGCCUUUAACCGCAUGACCCGGAUGUUGGCCAACCUCACCAAGGUCAACUGCUACGACUGGUCAAGCCUGGAGCCAGCGUUUGUCAACUCCACCCUGCUAGCCAGCGCCAAAGAGAACCUUCUCGAGUUUGCCUUCUUCGGGAUCGUGGAGGAGCAGAGGAAGACACAGUUCCUGUUUGAGCGCACGUUUGGCCUGCGGUUCAUCGAGAACUUUGAGCAGCGAGAAAACACCCACGUCAGCCGCAUCGACAUCACGGGAGAGAUGCAGCAGCGUGUGAUUCACGCCAACGGUCUAGACGUGCAGUUGUAUCAAUACGCCAAAGAUAUGUUCCUUCAGCGAGUCCGAGCGAUGGAGAAGAAGCUCAACUACACCGUGGAAGAGUAUUUCGAGUCGAUACGAGAUGGAGCUGUUGAGGAGGAGGAGGAAGAGACAGUUGAUGAAGGGAGGAUGUUUGAGGAUCCACUCGAUGACGAAGCGGAAGAGGCAGGAGGAGAGUUUUCCCCACCACGGAGGAGUGGUCCUGUGAGGUCGAGCAGACGCGGUGAGUCUCCCAACCUCAGGCCAAUGAGAACAUUGCAGCGACGACAACAUGUGGAGGGGAGGGAGGGGAGUUGAUGGUUCCUUGUCCAUGUUGUUACAAAUGUGUCACGCCGCGCUGGAUUCAGGCGCUCGUCAAUUUUUGGACAUAUGAAGUUAUCGGUGUCAUCUUAAAGCUUGUUUACCUGUCUUGCAAUUGGUGGAAAAACUACCCAUCUAUCUUGAAUCGAAGCCAAGAUGUUUGCCAUGGAAGGAGGUGGGGGUAGCCUGGUAUCAGAGGUAAAAUUAGCAAGAAAGUGGCCGCCAAAGUUUUGUGAUUUCCAAAACUUGAGUGUCCUUGGAAAUUGCUAAUUAAAAUUUUCUCUGCCUUUGACCAAUGUUUUACAGUACAAUCCAUGCAGAAAUGUGGUUUUAAAUGGAUGUAGAAGGUAUAGAGCCAAAAAAAGAAAAUUAUAAAAAAAUUGCCCCAGAAAAAUGCCGCUUUCCCUGAUUUCUUUAUAUUGACGAGUGCCUGAUUGCACGCUGCCUCACAAAUGUUCUGUCUGUUACGCAAAAAUGUCAAAGAUGUCGCUACUCCACGGAAGUGUCUUCAUAUCCUGUGGGGCUUCCGUGGAAACGUGUUUCUGAAAUCUAUCGGUGACAGCUGGUGUUGUUGAUGCUGUUACACGAUUUGUCACUCUGCUGGGCCCCUGUGUUAUGUGGGGCGGAGAGGACUGGACGUACGGAGAACUUGUGCCAUUCUGUACAGGACAAAUGUGUGUGUGAUGACGCUGCAUGUCUGUCAAUGUUUCCGAUGUCGUAGUGUGCUUGGUGACGACCCCCGACUUCUUCCAUGACCACUCACUUACUCUUUUCUGCUUGCAAUAAUAUGAAUUUCACGUUUACUGCCAUACAAGGUGGAAAGAUCUAAGAAUCUUAGUACAACUAAUUGCUUGCCGGUAGAUAUGAGGUAAUAUAUUCAUGAUUUUGCCAGUAGACAUGAGAUAAUAUAUUCAUGAUUUUGCCAGUAGACAUGAGAUAAUAUAUUCAUGAUUUUGCCAGUAGACAUGAGGUAAAAUUGUUGUUGUAAGGUCACUAUUCUGUCCCCACUGACGAUUUGACCUAUUUUACAAGGUCACAGUUCAGAAUGGUUUUGUAACCUCUGACCCUUUCACUUUUUUUUCCUUUGUGGAAGUUUCCAUAUAAUAUGACCUCUGCUUGUCUGCUAUGACCUAUGACCUCUGCUUGUCUGCUAUGACCUAUGACCUCUGCUUGUCUGCUAUGACCUAUGACCUCUGCUUGUCUGCUAUGACCUAUGACCUCUGCUUGUCUGCUGUAACCUCAAGCCAGUGCUGAUAGCUGUUGACAAAUUCCUUUGGCUUUGAGAUCAGGUGCUGACUGGAUACGUUUAAAAAAAAAAAUCUGGACAAAGCUCCCACUUAUCUUAGGGAUCUCAUCCGAAUUAAAGUUUUCUCUGUAGUCCAUUCACCUAAUGUGGAACACUUUGGAAGCAAGAUUUCUCAUCAACCAUUUGUUUGAUGGUAACCAAAGUAGAGUGAUGUUUUUAGUGUAUUUAUGCACCCGGGACGUUAUUAAAAAAUGCAGCUUAAGUCUUUAAUAACCAACAGUGGCGGUGGCUAGAUCAAAUUUUCGGUGGAGCUUAGACUGCCGACACUUCGACUUUACCACCAAAUUUGCAAGCAAUAAGCCCUAAACAGUACCGAUUUUUCUUUACUCUCGGUGAGCCACGGUAUUUUGAGAACCAUUCAAACGAGAAGAGUCACCUUGUCGCCUUUGUCUUCCAUCUCUUUGUUUUUAGUUAGAUUCUUCUGGAUGGAAAAGUUACCUUAAAAGUCGAUCGACAUGAUUUAUAACUGUUAAACCUCAGCAACACAAACACAAACAUACACACACUGCACUUCAAACAUAGCCUGUCUAUGAGCUGGACUAGGCUUGUAGUCGCGGAAAGUAGAACGCACCUAACAAUUAAUGUCCAAUCAGCGUGUAGGUAUCUGUGUCAGUGGGGGGAAAAUGUGUCGUAAACUUUCACUCCAUUGUCAGGGCUAGGAGAGCUUGAGCCCAUGGUACAGUGUUAUUUUUGGCAGUCCUCUACCUUUUUUCAAGAAGCGUUUCAUUACGGAAGGGGCGUGUGAAUGGGCUCAUUCUGUGCUGAGCCCUAAAGACAUUUGAUUGGCUGUUAGGAUACUAUACUUGUAAGCAGUGACAAUAGUGAUUGGAUAAACGAGCAAGCUGCCAAGUUGAUCAAUCUGUGUUCAUUGCGUGCGGCCAUAACGGUUUCAACUGUUUAUUUCAUUAUUUAGGAAACUUUCAUUUACUUUGGGAUGGAGUUGGGAGGGGGGGGCUCAACCUGUGAGCCCUUCACUACCCACCGCCUCUGAUAAUAAAUCAAUUAAUGUCUGGUUGAAGAAUGACUUUCUUAUUACUACAGCUCCUUGAGUGUUGACAACGCCGACAUAUCUAUAGGCUAGAUGUAUCUUUGUAGGCUACAGGGCCCUAUGUAUCAUUGUAGGGUACAGUAUGCCGUUUCCUAGGACAGUACAGCUUUAGAGUCGUUAAACUUUGGAGGCCAUUUUCAAUUUUCUCACUAAUUUUAGUUGAGCAGACACCAGGCAACCCCUACCUCCUAUGUCUGCAAAUAUCUCUAUGUUCGUUCGGAAGAGAUGGACACCCUUUUUCAUGAAGAGCAUGGCAAAAGAACAGGUGUUUUUGACUCUAGCAUAACUCCGUGUGGCCUGUGAUGAACGCCUGACGGAGACCAGACGUUCAGGAGUUCCUUCAUCAACUACAUAUGUGUCAUCAUAUAUGUCAUCAUAUAUGUGUCAUCUCAGUGAUGAUCAUCAUCUCAAGAGCUCCCGGGGAAGGAGGGGGGGGAAAAAUUAUCUGAAAGAUCCUUUGUCCACCUUGGCCCAUCUGUUUUAACCACCCCCCCCCCCCCUAAACCC